ACAUAGGUAUGCGUCAGACGUGUAUUUUCUCAUGACCGUUACACCUGUGUCGCUACUUCUAGUUUGAAGUGUAGUGCUUAUGAACACGUGCUUCCGGCAAAACGAUUCUUCUGCAGUAGGUGAAUAAUAUUCAUUAGCUUCAGUUAUAUAUCUGUUUUAUCACAGAUCAAUAAAACAGAAAAAUAAAUCCGACAAUAUCCACGGAUACCGUUUUGGUGACAGAUGGAAUUCUGGAUAAGUGGCUUCCUCGUGUCGUUAGAUAGGGUAGGUACCCGCUCAGAAUAAUCAGAUAAUACCCCUGGGAAUAAACAACAUGUUUUAAUCUGUUAAUACAGACUAAUUAUACCCGAGAUAAGGAUAAUCGUUAUAUUCAAUUUUAGUAUCUUAAUUUCUGGCUCUUGACGGCUGAAACAGUCUAUUGAUUGCUGUCUUUGAAAUACGAUGAUCACCCGGAACCUAUUUCUUGCUUUGCUUUAUACCUCUACUACAAGUUUUGUCUCAAGUUCAUUAGUAUUGGGACCUAAUGCUACACGGCCCUGCGUGUGCUUACAGCAUUAUUUAACAACUAAGAAAGCACUCUUGGUGCUAGAAGAGAAGGAGGGUGCUGGAAGAUUUUUUGUGAUGGAACAACAAGGACUUGUUUAUUCUUUUUCGUCAACUUUCGGGAACAAGAAAGUGUACCUUAAUUUGACGUCAUUAGUGGAAUAUGACGAAAAUAGCGUUGACGAGCGUGGCCUUUUAAGUAUGGCACUGCAUCCUAAGUUUUCAAUAAAUGGUAAAUUAUAUACAUACUCAAUACGUAAAUUUAAUGGAGAACAGUGCGCAUUUAUAACGGAACUUCAAGAAGUUUCAGGGAGGAUUGACGUUUCGAAGGAGAAAUUAUUAAUGGUUAUACGUCAGCAUAACGAAAAAAGAAAUGGAGGUCAGGUAUUAUUUGGCAAAGAUGGAUAUCUUUACAUUUCCGUCGGAGAUGGGGGUCUUCCUUCAAGUGCGCAGAAUAUGACCUCUUUGCUGGGUAAAAUUUUGCGUAUAGACAUCGACAGCAGUGAGAUAGUGAACAAUCAAAUCCGAUACUACGUCAUACCUACCGAUAACCCGAAUGUGAAUGGUCUUCCGGAGAUAUAUGCCUGGGGUUUUCGAAACCCAUGGAGAUGUAGUCUUGAUUCCGGAAGUUCUGAAGGUGAUAUUUAUUGUGGUGACUUAGGAGAGGGCGAGCAGGAGGAAAUCGAUUUUAUCCAGAAGGGCCAUAACUAUGGAUGGAAUAUCAAGGAGGGAGAUAAAUGUGUUUUAGAUUUCUUACGUUUUACAAAAGGGCCUGAGGGUCGACCAGUCUACGUGUAUGAUCACCCACAGGGACCCGCUGCUGUGAUCGGAGGAUACGUGUACAGAGGAAAUUCCAUUAAGAAUCUUACUGGCAGAUAUAUUUUUGCUGAUAUUUUUGCAAACUCAUUCCUGUAUACAUUAGAGAAGAUGGGCGGGGCUGACUGGGAGGAGAGCCACCUGUAUUACUGUGACCCGUCCUUCUGUCCCUGUCACGCCAGGGAAACCCUGGGUCAGGACUAUCUGGUCUCAUUUUCUCAGGAUAAUAAAGGAGAAGUGUAUUUACUGUCAACAAAAUCGUUUCACGGAAAAUCAACUGACGACAGACUUCUAAAACUUGUACCCCCUAACUCUUACGCCACAACAUGUGGGGCUCCAGCAUUAACCUGUCACUGGAAAACAAUCUCAAUUUUCUUGUCUCUUACAUUUAAUUUAAUGAUAAAAAGGUUUUUGAUUUAACUUUUAUUAGUUAGUGCAAUAAGUUUAUAAGACUGAGUGCUUGUAAUGAAAAGUGAACGGACAUUUCGGAGCGAUUGCUAUAUGGCCAGUUUAAUUGUUAAGUGCAUGACUGAUGUCAAUUCGAGAAAAGUUUUCAUGACAUAUUCUAUGGACAUAUAUUUACAAUACACACUGACAGUACUAUAAGGCUGCAAUAAGAUUAUUUG
Saccostrea cuccullata (small rock oyster) is the source of this 1985-nucleotide messenger RNA. Its product is annotated as HHIP-like protein 1. The record is from RefSeq and is a predicted model, not a curated record. The transcript is spliced from 8 exons. Bases 442 to 1779 code for a protein of 445 amino acids. NCBI's taxonomy places the organism in Eukaryota, Metazoa, Mollusca, Bivalvia, Ostreida, Ostreidae.